CAUAAGCAAAUAAAUAAAAAGGAAUUGGAACAUGAUUUUCGAAAAGUUUGUAAGGUUUACAAAAACUAUUACAACUUUUGUGGGGGAAAUACGUGACACAAGCGUUACGUGAAGAGAAAAAAAGAAAAGAAAAAAAAGCAAGAACAAAAGACUCAGGACGAUAACAUAAACAGUUCGAAGGAAAGGGUCCUCCAAAAAUUCAAGAAAAACAAGCAGCCAGUGAUGCCAAAGCACCUUCGUCGGUUAUACAGCUCAGAGCUCUUCUUGAACACAGAAUUCGAAGAACUUGAACGUAUCGAACAAAGGCAAAACACAGGCUUGCAGAAGUUAUGGGACAACCUACGAGCUGGGAGCUUCAACCUCCCAGAUAUGCGUUCUUACAUCCAGAAGGAGAUGUUACCAGGUGAUGGCAACGGGUUGGAGAAAAAACCCAAUAGUUACAUAGAAUUUAUCAGGAAGAUUGGAAGAAAGAAAGCCAAGAGAAAACCCUCUGAACCUGAUGUAAUCUGGGACCACCCUAGUGAAGAAUCAACAAGACUACAAGAAGACAAAGAAAAUGAUGUUAAAUGGCGUACUUGGGGACCUUAUCUGUCAGAGAGACAGUGGGGAACGGUACGGGAGGAUUACUCUGCCGACGGCAAUUGUUGGGACUACUUUCCUCACGAUCAUGCUAGGUCCCGUGCCUAUCGAUGGGGCGAGGACGGAUUGCUCGGCAUAACAGAUGAAGAAUGUAGGCUCUGCUUCGGUCUUGCGCUGUGGAAUGAGAAAGACCCCAUACUGAAGGAAAGAUUAUUUGGACUCACAGGAAACGAAGGUAACCAUGGUGAGGAUGUGAAGGAGUGUUACUACUACCUUGAUUCAACUCCAACCCACUCAUACAUGAAAGCAUUAUACAAAUACCCACAGAACGAGUACCCAUACAGGGACCUUGUUGAGGAGAACAAGAAACGAACCAAGGAAGACCCGGAAUACGAGCUAAUCGAUACAGAAAUAUUUGAUGGCAGCCGCUAUUGGGAUAUUUCCGUCGAGUACGCAAAGAACACACCAGACGAUCUCCUCAUUAGCAUAACCGUAGCUAACCGCGGACCACAAACAGCGCGUAUUCACGUGUUGCCAACACUGUGGUACAGGAACACGUGGGCAUGGAGCAGUAAGCACGAGGAGUGCAUGAACAUGCCACAAUUGACGCAAACUGCGCCUGGCAUGGUGGAAUGUUACCAUGACACCCUUGGAAAGUAUAUCUUUGCAGCUGAUGUUGGAACAGAUGGAGAGAUACCAGAGCUACUCUUUACCAAUAAUGAAACGAAUUUAGAGCGUCUGUAUGGAUUGAAGAAUUCCAGCCCUUAUGUCAAGGAUGCAUUCCACAACUACCUCAUUAAAAAGGACCAURAUGCGGUGAACCCUAAGCUAAAAGGGACCAAAGUGGCCCCUCAUUACGUCCUCGACAUUCCUGCAGGAAAAGCACAUACUAUCAGAUGUCGUUUGUCAGUACAGCCCGACAGAGUUCCGAAGCCGUUCGGGAAGGAUUCGUUCGAUGAGGUUCUGGCAACAAGAAGAAUGGAAGCAGACGCAUUUUACAGAACUGUUAUCCCUGAAUUGCUUUCACACGAAGAACGACUAGUCUCGCGCCAGUCAUACGCGGGAUUGCUGUGGAGCAAGCAGUUUUACUAUUAUAUUACAGAAGACUGGCUCAAGGGCGACCCUAACAUGCCUACCCCGCCACACUCCAGGACGAACGGGAGAAACUCUGAAUGGAAGUAUUUACACAAUAAAGACAUUAUAUCGAUGCCAGACAAAUGGGAAUAUCCUUGGUACGCCUCUUGGGACCUGGCGUUCCAUAUGCUUCCAUUUGCUAAAAUCGAUCCAGAGUUUGUCAAAGACCAGUUAUUACUAUUCCUAAAAGAAACCUACAUGGCGCCUAACGGUCAAAUACCUGCUUACGAGUUCGCAUUGAGUGACGUCAACCCGCCUGUUCACGCUCUCGCGUGUUUUCGCGUGUACGAGAUGACCGCCAAAAAAGAACAGAGAGACAAGGUGUUCUUAGCCAAGUGUUUUCAGAAACUGUUGUUAAAUUUCACCUGGUGGGUCAACAGAAAAGAUCCUGAAGGGAGAAACAUUUUUGGAGGUGGAUUCCUUGGUCUGGACAAUGUUGGCGUGUUUGAUCGUUCAAAGCCAUUACCUGGUGGUGGUCGCCUUUGCCAGGCUGACGGCACCGCUUGGAUGGCCCUGUAUUGCAUCGUGAUGCUUAACAUCUCUUUGGAACUUGCUCUCUCGGACCCAAGUUACGAAGACAUGGCAUCCAAAUUCUUCGAACAUUUCACCCACAUUGCACGAGCAAUAAAUAAGAUGUCAGAUGGCUAUGGCUUGUGGGACCCCGAGGACGGCUUCUACUACGAUCACUUCCAAACUGGACACAAGACAUUCCCACUGCGCGUGCGCUCCAUCGUUGGCCUGGUUCCCUUGCUGGCCUGUUGGGUCAUUGACUCAGAGUAUCUUGAAAAACUGCCAGGUUUCAGAAACCGGUUGAACUUGUUUGUCGAGAAGAGAAAAGAUCUGGCGUCACAGAUCGUGUACUUGGAUCCAAUCAGCGACACACAUCUGCUCUCUAUCCCAUCCGCUGAGCAACUCCACAGUCUGCUGUCGUACAUGCUUGACGAAGAAGAGUUUCUUUCUCCUUACGGCAUUCGUUCAGUGUCCAUGUACCACAGUGAUCAUCCUUACACAUUUGAAUUAGAUGGCAAGUCCUAUCAAGUGGACUACGUGCCAGGAGAAUCAAAUACAUACAUGUUUGGAGGCAAUAGCAACUGGAGAGGACCAGUUUGGAUUUGCAUAAACUACCUGAUCGUAGAGGCUCUCAAACGCUACGACCUUUUCUACGGAGAAACCUUCCAAGUAGAAUGCCCAACAGGCUCUGGCAACCUGAUGCGACUGCGUGACGUAGCUCAAGAGCUUUCUCGUCGUCUGACGUCAUUAUUCCUACCUGAUGAGAACGGUAAACGACCCUGCCAUGGCAACGAGCACCAGUAUGCUGAUGAUCCAAACUGGAACCAGUUAGUCCUGUUUUACGAGUAUUUCCAUCCCGAAACUGGACGGGGAUGUGGCGCUAGCCACCAAACAGGUUGGACAGCUCUUGUGUCUCCUCUACUCGAUAAACUAUCAGCCUAUCGAGGACGUUCGCCCUCGGUCUAACUGGAUCUCUCCCUCUUCACAAACGGUUAGUCAGCCAGCCAGCGUGUAACCCACACAAGGCCACUCUAUCCAGUUCAGAAGCCCUAGGAUCCACUUCAAUGGUUGCUGAUACGAAGUUACCACUGGUAUACUCUUGCUUUUUGCGCAAGAUUAACAUAGAGAUAGCCGAUCAGACGCAGCAGCCAGUUAACCUGGGGCUGUAUACCUGAGGCUGUAAAAAAACCUGGGGCUGUAAACCUGGGGCUGUAAACUUGGGGCUGUAAACCUGGGGCUGGUGCCUUUAGCAUUCAAGUCGUUCUUGACGAACAAGGUGAUAUCAUGUAAUGACAUACUAGGAGUAUAUGAUUAUACCACAUGUCAACAUGUUGGAUGGUAUGGAGUUUGUAGACAAACAUCCAUUCACAUUUGCAACACCUUUCGUUCCAAAUUCCAAGCGUUUUACGUCAUUCAAUCUUCUCACGCAUUACCAACUUAUCAUAGUUAGUUAAGAUGGUAGAGCAAAUUCCGUGACUCUGGAAAACUUGUAAACGGUACCGAUAUGCCGUACUGUGUCCGUGCCAUGCUCCACGUCUGUGAUUGGAUAAUUUGCAAUCUCGAGGGCUGUGAUUGGUCGACCAAUGCCGUACUGUGACCGUGCCACGCUGCAGGUCUGUAAUUGGAUAAUUUGCAGCCUCGAGGGCUAGGAUUGGUCCAAAGUCAGUAUUCGGUCAUGUAAUCACACCGUGAUUAUUACCAUUAUUACUCACUCUUAACCGGCCACAAUUUCUCCUAUGCAGCCUGGGUGCUAAUAAGAAAACUUUUGUUAAAUGGCACCAACGAUCCCCCGAGAGGCCGCGAUGACGUAACGUGCAGUCGAAGAAUUAGUGUCGUCACGCAACCGGCUCACUCGACUAAGUAGCUAUUUAGCGAGUGAGCGUUGCGUUACGACACUUAUAGCAAAUUAUUGUAAAAUUAAUUUUUGACACACAUCAGUUUGAAUUCGAUGCUUAUACAACCGUUUUCGGAAGCUGCAACUUUAAAACAAUAAAUAUCCUAUGCUUCUUUGAUCGUAAAUGAGGAUGUAAAUAACAUUGUAAAUAAGGAAUGGGGCACGAGAUAUUGAAGGGUUGCGGAUAUUAUGAAUUUACCAUCCAAUACAUUUUUUUUGUUAUUAGAUAUGGUUUAUUUAGUAUUUUCGUUUUGGGUUAGUUAUUACAAACGAAUAACGAUGUAAAAUUUUAAAUUAUUGAAAAUCAUGAAUUUUGUAGAUUUGUAAAAAAAAAAA
Actinia tenebrosa (Australian red waratah sea anemone) is the source of this 4453-nucleotide messenger RNA. RefSeq lists its product as uncharacterized. Gene Ontology annotation, biological process: oligosaccharide metabolic process. The record is from RefSeq and is a predicted model, not a curated record. Gene Ontology annotation, molecular function: Glc3Man9GlcNAc2 oligosaccharide glucosidase activity. NCBI's taxonomy places the organism in Eukaryota, Metazoa, Cnidaria, Anthozoa, Actiniaria, Actiniidae.